Messenger RNA from Actinia tenebrosa (Australian red waratah sea anemone), 1061 nucleotides. RefSeq names its product cysteine dioxygenase type 1. Lineage: Eukaryota; Metazoa; Cnidaria; Anthozoa; Actiniaria; Actiniidae. Gene Ontology annotation, biological process: L-cysteine catabolic process. Gene Ontology annotation, molecular function: cysteine dioxygenase activity; ferrous iron binding. The record is from RefSeq and is a predicted model, not a curated record.
CUCUCAGUUGUUUUACUGCACAUGUGUGACAACGAGGAAUCUGUCGAGUAAAAUCAAGAUUUCUACCAAAAAAUACCUUUUUUCCUUUCAUAAAUGUCUUCUAAAAGAACGAUAAAGGUCGCCAAAAGCCUCGACGAGCUCGUUCGAGCUCUUCAUGAGGUUUUUGAAGAUGAUCAUAUAAACGUUGAAGAAGUCCGCGAAUUGAUGGAGUCUUACGUUUCUAAGGAAGAAGAUUGGAAAAAUUACGCUAAUUAUGACCCAUAUAGAUAUACGAGAAAUUUGGUCGACGAAGGSAACGGAAAGUUCAACCUCAUUGUCUUGUGUUGGGGCGAAGGACAAGGAAGUUCAGUUCAUGAUCAUUCCGACUCACAUUGCUUCCUCAAGAUGCUGGAUGGAUCUCUCAAAGAAACUUUGUUUGAAUGGCCGACAGAAUUAGAAUCAGAAAAACCCUUACAAAUAAAAGCCGUAAAUACUGUGAGAAGAAAUGAAGUGGCUUAUAUAAAUGAUUCAAUUGGAUUACAUCGAAUGGAAAACACAAGUCACUCUGAUACUGCCUGUUCUCUUCAUCUUUACUGCCCUCCAUUUGAUAUGUGCCAAAGCUUUGACCAAAGAACGGGACACAAAAACAUAUGUAAAGUAACGUUCUUUAGUAAAUAUGGAGAAAGAACACCAUUUAAGCCUACUGGAAACUGAGAAUAUUACAUGGCACUUUAAUAAACAUAUAAAGUGUUUUUUACACUAGUGAAGGAGACAAUCACUCAUGUUCUCCAACACAGACUACUGUAAAUAAACCAUUCUGAGGUUGAGGAAAAAUAUGGCUCCAGUUGCCAUUGCAGUGCUUUGAUGUUUUAGGGGACAAAUAGCUGCAGUGUCGCAAAUAUGUCCCCCAAUGGCUAGAAAUAACUGGUUAAACUCAAAUAUGAGGAAACAGWAAAUAAUUAUUCAAUUCACCUUUUCGGCACUAGCUUGGAUUGUGUUACGGUCRCCAAAAAGUUCGGAAAUUGUUCUCGGAUACCCAUACAAAUUCACUGARUUUAAAGAGAAAUUUUAGGUAGAUUUCU